AACACGCAAGGAAAAAGCCGGUUGACAGUUACCCUCACCUCAAUCUAACCGGUUAUCGCUUAAUAACAAAAUGUAUUAUACAUUUAGUGGAUUCACACAAAGACUGACGGGAGCCACGUCAUCCUCUGCCUAUAGUCCUCAGGGCUUGGGGACAAACAUACCCUCUGAAUCCCCCACCAUAAUCUUUGCCACCCCAACUAAAGUCGUAUCUCAGUCAGGUCCUGUGGUGGAGUAUAUGGGAGCCAACAAGGUUCCAGACCUCCAAAGAAUAUUCCAGGCAUCAGAUGAGAUUCCUGUCCAUCUGAAGCGAGGUGUUCCAGACAGACUCCUGUACAGGACCACCAUGGCUCUGACAGUCGGAGGAGCGCUCUAUUGUCUUGUUGCACUUUAUAUUGCAGCACAACCCAAAAAUAAGUGAACUGUACCCAGCUUGUUUUCAUAGACUCGCCUCAUCAUCUGGGACAUAUUAAUAUUUGUGAGAUGUUAUUUAUUCUAUUCAUAAUGAGCAUUAGGAAAGCCUCCUAUGCACAGUCAUUUUUCAAAAUUAGUGCUUCUGCUGACAUAAAAGAAGUGAUAUUAUUAUUGAGUGCUAUAGCUUUAGAUCAAAACAUGUGUAAGAUCAAAACAUGUGUAAUUGCUGGUGUCAGAAAGAGCUAUAGUUAGUACAUGUCUAAUUUAUUACUAUUAACACCAGUUAAUCCUCUGGAGCUCACGGCAGAUGUGGGAUGUGAUGUUUUUGGUAGGGCUGUGAAAUAGAGGGUGAGACCUGACACUUUUCAUUAGUGUCGAUUGGUACAGUUAUAUUAUUUUCUCAUAGAGAAUCCAAAGAAAGAAUGUAAAAAAUGUAUGUUAUAGUUGGACAUGUGUUGAUGCUAUGCAGAGCUGGAAUUGAGAGGAUUACAUAAAUAUGAAGCAAUAUUUAAGGGAAUCAAAGAAUCUCAAUGCAUCAGAUUUCAUGCAAAUGUAGGGCACUGUAUGUGAUAUCGUAUAUACGUCGUCAUUUCACAGUCGUGAUAAAUAUUAUCCCAGAAGGAAUGUUGCACCACAUCCCUAAAAUGUAUGUGUGGAUAUGCUGGUUUUUGAAACCAGUCAUUUGUUUCAAACUUCAUUAUGUUUUUCGUUAAAUAUUUCAUUAUGUACUUAUUUUGACUAAAGUGAUACACAAACCUA
Molecule: messenger RNA, 1170 nt
Organism: Triplophysa dalaica
Lineage: Eukaryota; Metazoa; Chordata; Actinopteri; Cypriniformes; Nemacheilidae
Gene: cox7a2l
Product: cytochrome c oxidase subunit 7A-related protein, mitochondrial
Exons: 3
Coding region: 71-418 (115 amino acids)
Biological process (GO): mitochondrial electron transport, cytochrome c to oxygen; regulation of oxidative phosphorylation; mitochondrial respirasome assembly
Source: RefSeq, a predicted model, not a curated record